Fusarium subglutinans is the source of this 957-nucleotide messenger RNA. RefSeq lists its product as uncharacterized. Lineage: Eukaryota; Fungi; Ascomycota; Sordariomycetes; Hypocreales; Nectriaceae. The transcript is spliced from 4 exons. The record is from RefSeq and is a predicted model, not a curated record. The coding region runs from base 1 to 957 and encodes 318 amino acids.
AUGGAGAAGAAGAUCAUUACCAUUGUGGGUGUGACGGGAACCCAAGUAAGCUACUGGGAAUCCUCACCAAUGAUCAGAGGACUAACAACUAGCAGGGCGCUUCCGUUGCCGAUGUCUUCCUCCAGGAAGGAGGUUGGCAUGUCCGAGGCAUCACCCGCGAUCCAAGCAAGCCGUCCGAGCCAAGCUUGGGCUGACAAGGGUGUCGAGCUUAUCGAAGCCAACAUCAAUGACGCUGCGACGUUGAAGUCGGCAUUUGCCGGAUCCAGCGUGAUGUUUGGCGUCACUGAUUUCUGGACUGUUGUGUAUGACCCAAAGACACAAGCCCUGGCCAAGUCGACUGGCCAGACCGAGACCGAGAUCGCCUACGAGGCCGAGAAGCAACAGGCUCGAAACAUUGCAGAAGCUGCAUAUGCUACAAUUGAAACCUUGGAUCGACUGGUCUUCUCAACUCUCUCGCAUACGCGCAAGUGGAGCAACGGCAAGUAUACCCACAACCUCCACUUCGACGCAAAGUGGGAGGGCGCGGAAUACCUCAAGGCCACCUAUCCAGCACUGGACAACAAGACCUCGUACCUACAGGUUGGCCUCUAUGUGACUAACUGGAAGAAGGGUCUGCAUUUCGCCCGGCCGACUAAGCAACUCGAUGGUACUUUUAAGCUCAGUCUUCCCACGGAUGGUGAUGCACUUGUCCCACUGGUAGAGCCCCGAAAGGACACAGUUCUAUGGGGAAAGGUUCAUGGGGUGACUUGUCGCUAUGAGCGCCUUGACCGCAAAGUCCUGGAAGCAGCCGUUCCUGGCUGCGUCGGCGAGGAACUGGCGGACAUGUUCGAGUACAUCAGCGAAUUUGGUUACGAUGGUCGUGAUCCAACCAUUGUUUAUCCCGAGAAUCUUGGUGUCCAUGUUCCAGUAUAUACUAUGGAAGAGUAUAUCAGGGAAGAAGAGUGGCCUGAGGUUUGA